GGCGGAGCUUGGAGCUGCUCCAAAAUCAUAAGAGCAUAAUAAGAAAGAUUUUGACGACGCGACGCGGUCGAGCAGCAGAAUAACUGGAAAGAAAGCCUAUGACGAGGCGGUCGAGCCGCAGUGAAUUAAUUGCCAGACCAACAUCGUGCGCAAAGAGGAAUCGCGGGCAAAAAGUCAUCAUCGACAAGCACAGCGAGCUUCUAAUCGCUAUAAUAGCAAGAAGAAAAAGAUGCCACCGACAAGGCUAAACAUUCCGCCGGUUACUCGCAUUUUACUCAUCGGCCUCGUGGUGCAGUCCCUUCUCGGCGCCGCCAUCCGCUACCGGCAGUGGUCUGCAGAGUCGGACAUCGUCAUACCGUAUCUGAAUCUGGUCCCUCAGCUUUCGCUGGUAUAUCCUUGGACCUUUGUCACCACAACGCUUGUUGAAAGCAACCUGAUCACCCUUGCGCUCGCAGGGGUCACAAUAUAUCAUGGGGGUCGCUACCUUGAGCGGGCAUGGUCGUCGCGAGAGUUUGCCAAAUUCUUGCUUGUCUGCUCGCUGAUUCCCAAUUUUCUCUGCUUCGCCAUCAUGUUUAUAUUCUUUGUGUUGACGCGCAACGAGCGCUGGACACUCACGACCAUCGGCGGCUCUGUACCUCUGCAGAUCUCUUUCCUGGUUGCGUUCAGCCAGUUAGUGCCGGCUCACACGGUGACUCUGUUCCGCGGAAUAGUCUCUCUGCGUGUGCCUCGCUUCCCGCUUCUAUACAUCGGCGUCAUCACUGCGCUCUCGCUUACGCCUUUGCUCUCGAGCACGCCAUUCUUCCUUGGGAGUUUCGGCCUCCUGACGAGCUGGACAUAUCUGCGCUUCUACAAGACGGCGUUCCCGGACCUCGACAGCUCCCAGCCAUCUUCUCUCCGCGGCGACGCGAGCGAGACUUUUGCCUUUGCCGAGUUCUUUCCUACUCCAGCAAAGCCCCUGGUGGCGGCAAUAUCGGCGCAGGUGUUCAGUGUAUUGGUCGCCAUGCGGAUCUGUGUGCCCUUUUCGCAGGCCGACAUGAUGUCCGCUGCUUCUAGAGGAAGCGGUGGUGGGGACGGAGCAUAUCUGCAGCGUGGUGUCCCAGGGACUGCUAGGGCUGAGGCGGAAAGGAGACGAGCGAUCGCCCUCAAAGCACUGGAUCAGCGGCUACAUGCAGCCACUGCCAACGCUGCCUCGAGAGCCGCGCCAGUCGAUGGCGCCGCGGGUCCUUCUGCCCAUGUGCCACCGCCAGCGCAGACCAGUGGCCCUACCGUGUCCAAUCAGCCACGAGCUGUGGCUCAGGCUGCGAUGAUCUCGCACGCAGAAGACAAUGGGGGUAUGGAGACGACUUAUACGCCAGAGCGGGAGAUCUCGGGCAAGUCAGAGUCCUGAUCUGACGCCACCCUAUUGUGUUGAUUAUGCACAGUUGUGUAGACAUACUCCGUAGCGUAUAGGGCUUGUUAGGCCCCCGAACUGGCGAGAUAUGGGCUGCGUGGCUUGGGCAGACCAAUUGUUUUAGUGUAUGAUUCCUUGGCGCAUGAAGGCGCAUGGCCCUCCCCAUGUUGGGCAAUUGUUGGAGAAUGUAUGACCACCCUUGAGUUAUUAAACAAUAACGACAUGUGCAAACAAUCUAUUCUUCACUGGUCGGAGCUGUUAAAGCAACUCGUGUUAGGCCUCUGUUGCCACCAUGGGCGUGUAGUUUGGAGGGUCGAUGCUCGCCGGGCAUAGCUGCCGGCUUGGAGUCUGCUUGGAAGAGUUACUGUAUAUUCAACGCGCCAAACUAUUAUAUCAAGGCCUCCGCUCUUUCUCCUGGGUUCUAGCCGACCAUUGUCAUGAUAAGAGAAACAGCUUGGUUGGUCCUCACGUUGGCCAUUUGGAAAUUUGGAAAUUUGGAGGAACCUCGUCACAAUGAGGGCUACGCUCAGGACUGAGAAGGCGAGGGCAGUUGGGCACAUACA
Messenger RNA from Pyricularia oryzae 70-15, 1953 nucleotides. RefSeq lists its product as uncharacterized. Bases 230 to 1387 code for a protein of 385 amino acids. NCBI's taxonomy places the organism in Eukaryota, Fungi, Ascomycota, Sordariomycetes, Magnaporthales, Pyriculariaceae. Gene Ontology annotation, cellular component: membrane; Golgi apparatus. The record is from RefSeq and is a predicted model, not a curated record. Gene Ontology annotation, biological process: retrograde vesicle-mediated transport, Golgi to endoplasmic reticulum. The transcript has 2 exons.